Durusdinium trenchii is the source of this 1352-nucleotide messenger RNA. The record is from the annotation of a GenBank genome assembly. Lineage: Eukaryota; Dinophyceae; Suessiales; Symbiodiniaceae.
CUUCGAUGUGCUUGUGGGGCCCACAGACUAGGACUUUUGCCACAAAGAACUGUUGGCGGGCUGAAAAAGGGGGGUUCCCGAAGGGCUGGACCCACACAUGUUGUGGGACCAGCAUGUGACUCAAGUUACUUUUAGGAGGUGACCUAGCCUGUGCUUUUUUUGGGGGGGGUUGCAUUGAUCCACCACCAAAGGAAUCAGAAUGAGGCAUGACCUGCAAAACCGUGCCAGUGAGUGGACACCCGAUGUUUGCCCCAAGUACCUUGGGCAUCCUUUGAGUGAAAUUGAUCGAAGGACACAUGACAUGCUGCAUACUCAUCCUGUGCUUCCCAACCCCCACCUUCGCUUUGGCCGCGACUUGGCAGCCGACGGCAAAACCCGGUUUGUGUCGAAACCGGCGACGUGCGACCGGGGGGGCAAUGGAGAGUGAAGCGCCAAUGGUGCAGAGCAUGGACUUGGAGGCGGUGCCCCAACAGCUGCGGAUGCUCAAGGAUCCCAAGCAUGGUGCCUUUUCCGCAUACCAGAGUUUGGGCGAGGGUGCCGCUCCCGCCUGGAACGAUUCCAUGUACUCCAAGCUUUGCUGCGUCACUGCGGGCAUCGGCAGCGUUGCGGGGAAGGUCAUCGUGGGUGAAGAGACCAACUUUUGUUGCAUUCAGAGUCAGCUCUUCUGUGGCUGUGAUGAAGGUGAUGGUUGUCCAGCAGCCAAUGGAGGAUGCUUCAUGUACAAGCCGGAGGUGGCCUGCUCAGGUGCUGCCAAGAUCUUUUGCUUGAAGCUGGGCUUCGAUCUCCCAAAGGCGCCCUUGAUCGUGUGCUGCAAGAACGAGAUCUACGGUGGCUGAGGGAGAUAGCGAUGCAUCGGAGCCGCUGCUGGAAGAAAUGGAGUCGGUCCGUGUGAACUGCGUCCGAGUCGCGCUGGCGCGCGCCGCAAAGACGGGCGGGGGAGCCGACGACGGAACGCUCCGGAUGAAAAGGAGUUGGUGGGCGUUUCUGGCAAAGCGGACUGAACAUGGGGUAAUAUGAACCCAACAACCUGUCAAAGAACAUCAAGUGCGCCGGCCGGUCAUGUACUAAUUAUGAGGGACUAGUCAGAUAUUGGACUUCAUUGGUCCUGUGGUGACUGUUGGUGAUUUGCAAUGAUUUGCCAUGGCCUCAAAGCCGGCCAAUCACUUUUGUGCCAAUGCCUUGAUCAGCAGAUGAUUGGUUGUUUGUGUGAAUAAGGUGAGCAAACAUGGGGGAAGGGGCGGGGGCCAGAAAUUCGAGGAAGCCAGCAGCCAGAGCGACUUUGAAUGGGAUGCCCUACAUCCCGUGUGAGGUGGUUUACUUGUUUUUGCUUGACCAUCGCAGGCAGCUUAACG